AUGGCAGAGGAUGAUGGAUAUUUGUCUGAUAUUGAUUAUAAGGCUCGCAUAGCAUCAGAUAUUAAUAAAAUUGAUGAAUAUUAUGCUGUUAAGCCUACCCAAAGGAUGUAUUAUUAUCCUCAUUCAACUCCUCAAGAUGUUUUACUAGAGGAACAUGAACAUGUUAUUUCCAACAGUUAUAGUGGCAAGGAAAUGAAUGGAAUAUUGACGGUUUAUAAAAACACUGAAAGAGUUAUUGCAGAUAUGAUUAUAGCUGGUUUCACUGGCCAAUUAAAAGGAAGAUGGUCAGAUAAUAGUGAAUCUAUUCGUACCAUGCUUCAAAACCUUAGAUGUAAGACCCUAACCUCAUUUAGGUGGUAUAAAGAUGUUUUUCUUUGCAGGGUUAUGGAAUUACCAGAGAGUAAUGACUCUCAUUGGAAGUCCAAAUUUAUAGAUGGACUCCUUCCUCUUUUUGCAGAAAGAGUUAGGAAAGCUCUUAGGAAAGGGGAUAGAAGUAUUAAUUAUGAUUCUUAUACUUAUGGUAAUUUAAUUGGUACUUGUAUGCAGGAAGGAUUAACCUUAUGUAAUGAAAUUAGGCUUAAUCAGCAAAUCAAGCGCCAUGGUCUUAAUGAAAGACAACAAUUAGGAGAAUUUUGUGGACACUUUGGAUUGGACGUUCCACAAUCUUCUAAAAAGCCUCAUAGGCAUAAGAAAAAAUAUAGAGACUUCCAACAACGGAAGGAGAAGCGCUCGCAGAAAAAAGCUAGGCGCAAAAGGACUUUCAAAGAAAGAAAGGAUUUUAUUAAAUCCAAAAAUCCAAAAGCCUGUUAUAAGUGUGGCAGAGUAGGUCAUUUUUAUAAGAAUUGUAAGGUUAAGGAAAAGAUUAAAGCCCUUAACAUAGAUGAUGACCUUAGAGAAUAA
Molecule: messenger RNA, 900 nt
Organism: Lycium barbarum (goji berry)
Lineage: Eukaryota; Viridiplantae; Streptophyta; Magnoliopsida; Solanales; Solanaceae
Exons: 3
Coding region: 1-900 (299 amino acids)
Molecular function (GO): nucleic acid binding; zinc ion binding
Source: RefSeq, a predicted model, not a curated record